Mesorhabditis spiculigera is the source of this 888-nucleotide messenger RNA. The record is from the annotation of a GenBank genome assembly. Lineage: Eukaryota; Metazoa; Nematoda; Chromadorea; Rhabditida; Rhabditidae.
AUGCCAAACGAAGCUCGGCAACGCAAGCCGAAAGAUACUCCUGAAUCGCCGUCCAAGAAACCGCCCAGCGACGAGAAAUCAAAGGGCCCCUCUCAACCACCGGGAGCAUGUGGAGAAGUCUUCAGCAAAUUUGUCGACAGCUUCAAUGCUGCGCUAAAUUCGGUCGUGGAUGAACCAGCCGUCUGUUCGACUCGAAGACUGAAGGCCCUUACGAUUGAAGGGGUGGCCGAGUACAUAAAAAAGGAGAAACCGAAGAACAUUAUUGUGAUGUCGGGAGCGGGCAUCUCAACCUCAGCUGGGAUUCCUGAUUUCAGAUCGCCAGGCUCGGGCUUGUACGAUAAUCUGCAAAAAUAUAAACUCCCCCAUCCGCAAGCCAUCUUCGAGAUUGACUUCUUUGAUGAGAAUCCAGAGCCCUUCUUCACACUUGCACGAGAACUUUUCCCCGAACGAUUAAAGCCAACCGUGUGUCAUCAAUUCGUCAGCUUGUUGGAUAAAAAGGGGUUAUUGCAACGUUGGUAUACACAGAAUAUUGACUCCUUGGAGUACCUGACCGGGAUAUCAGAGGAUAAAGAUUUUCCAAAAUGCGAUUUGCUGCUAAUUUUGGGGACAUCAUUGGUGGUCCAGCCUUUUGCAUCUAUGGCGCAUGAGGUGGACAGUGAAUGUCCGCGUCUUUUGGUGAACUUGGAGGAGGUCGGGAGGAGCAGUCGAGCGGAGGAGAGAAUGGGCAUCCAAGGGUUGUGCUACGGAAAACAUGGAAACUCUAGGGAUGUUUUUUGGAAGGGCACCUGCGACGACGGGGCCCGGAAACUGGCGGAGCUGCUAGGCUGGGACGCGGAAUUGGAAAUACUCGUCGAGCAAGCACCGACCUUACUGCCUACUCGAAAACAG